Messenger RNA from Ruditapes philippinarum (Manila clam), 3497 nucleotides. RefSeq names its product protein toll-like. The coding region runs from base 522 to 2606 and encodes 694 amino acids. The transcript has 2 exons. Gene Ontology annotation, biological process: toll-like receptor signaling pathway; immune response. NCBI's taxonomy places the organism in Eukaryota, Metazoa, Mollusca, Bivalvia, Venerida, Veneridae. Gene Ontology annotation, cellular component: membrane. The record is from RefSeq and is a predicted model, not a curated record. Gene Ontology annotation, molecular function: transmembrane signaling receptor activity; protein binding.
UAUAUUUUAAUAUUGAUUUAAAAUUGUAUGUACAAAAGAUAUACACAAAACUGCUGUAAAUGCAAACUUUAUCUCCUGAAGCUUACUAUUGUGUGCACUCUUAUUUCUAACCUAGAUUGCAUAUACUGUUGGACAUUUAUCACAGAUAUUCGUUAAGCUGCAAGAUCAGAAUACUGCAGAAAAAUAAGGCAACGCCAAAGUGUAUAUUAAUUAAGAAAUAAAACACUUACAUAGCACUUAUAUAGAACAGGUUCAAGUAUUGAUCAGGGAAGUUCAAACUUACAUAAGUGGUAUAACAAACACAAAUAUGAGUUUGGUUUAGAUAUUUUUCUUGAUGUGAUCGGAUAUUUUGUUAUAUGAGGGAUUUUUGCUCAGUGCUUGACUUUUUGAUUAAAUGAAAAGCUGCAAAAAGGAAGUUAACUGCGAAAAUGAAGAACAAUUAAGUGAUGGCGUGUGAUGAAUAAACAGGCAAAGACAAUCAGUAUCGUCUAUAAUAAACAAUUGGAUGUAAGACAAGCGAUAUGCAAAUAAUGGCCAAGUUCAUCUUAGUAACACUGCUUAUGUGCGUCGAGUAUUCUGGAGGAAAUGAUUUGGCUGUUAUUGAGAAGCGAUUGCUGGACGAAUUUGAAUGCAACCGUUACUAUUCUAAAAGAUAUUCAGUACUGAGGAUAGAAAAUGGUGUAACUGAUGCACAAAUUAAAGAGUGUUUAGAGACCAGCUAUUAUAUUGAGGCAUUGUUGCUACGAAACAGUCAUUUAAGUAGUAUUCCAAAGUAUUUAAAUAUACUGGGAACUCUUGUGUAUUUAGAUUUAUCGUACAACGCUAUAACGGAAGUUACAUUUGAAGGAGUCGAAGGCAUUUGCCAACAACUUACUCAUCUUUUACUAAACAAUAAUAACAUCGAGGUCUUGCGAAAAGGGAAUCUUGAUUGCUUACAAUACCUUCAAUAUCUUUACCUUGGAAACAACAACCUUAGAUAUGUGGAAAAUGGAACAUUCAGUGAAAAAAUGAAGAGCAUAAAAUAUAUACAUUUAGUUAAUAAUAGUCUAACAGUUUUAGACUUUAGUUUACUAAGUAAACUGAAACUGUCUCAUAAUACAAGGCUAGUUAUAAACGCAUCAUGGAACUUUAUUACAGGAAUGACUAAUUCGGCAAACAUAACGAUAAAGGAUUUCACCACUCAAACCUCUAUAAGCAUUAUUGCAACCCAUAAUAACUUGACAACUGUUAACACCAAAUAUUAUUUCCAACUAUUGAACAUCACAGAUACAAUGCAAUUAUUACGACUGUGGGCCUGCGGGUUCGACGUGCGUUUUAAUCCGUUUAUUUGUGACUGUGCACUUUUUCCUUUAGCAGACGCGCUUAGAAGGUUUAGACACAUGGAUCCUUACAACCAUUUAUUUUCAGUGACAUGUGGAAAUCCUCCAAGUCUGGCAGGAAUGAUGCUACGCAAAGUUCCAAAAAAUCAGUUUAAUUGUUCUGUUGAACUCAAUUGCCCAAAUAAAUGUAUAUGCAACAAAACUGAAGCACUCGGCCUCGUAACCAUCCACUGUGAUGAAAAGUAUUUUGAAAAUAAUCUCCCAAUGACAUGUCCAUAUGCUGAAAGGAUAAACCUCAAUAUUAAAUCUAACAAAUUAACAAAACUUUCUUCCAGAGAAUAUCUUGGUAACGUAUCACAAUUUGAUGUAUCUCAAUGUGCAAUUACAACCAUAGAAACAUCGUUUGUUGACAUGAUACAAGGUGCCUCUUUCGAUGCUUUAUUAUUAAAUGAUAAUAAACUUGAAACGAUACCAAGAUCUUUUAAACACCUUAAUUUCAGCAAUGGACAGGUCUUAGCAUUGGAUGGAAAUCCAUUCAUUUGUGAUUGCCAUACACGAUGGAUGAAAAUUUGGCUUCGUUCAAACAAAAAGUACAUUUUACGACGGAAUAACAUUAAAUGCGCAACUGGUCCAGGUGAAGGCAAGCCAAUUCAUGAAGUACCAGACACUUUAUUUAUUUGCCAAACUUUUACAAACAUCAACGGACUACUUUCCGUGAUUGGCUCAAUUGUAUUUGUCGCUCUUAUUCUUGUUAUAUUGUCGCGUAAAUCUAAAAGUAUACAAGUGUUCAUGAUAUCACAUUUUGAUAUAUGCAGGUAUUUCUGCCGAAGGAGAAAACUCCGCCAGUUGUCGUUCGAUAUCUUCAUCCCUCAUUCAUGUGAGGACGAUGAAAUCAUUAAAAUCAUUGUUGAUUAUCUUGAAAACCACCAUCCACCAUAUAGGGUAUGUAUUGGUGAGAAAAACUUUAAACCAGGUAAAACAAUAUCUGAAAAUAUACUCGAUGCCAUUGAGUCCAGUCAAACAACUUUGCUUGCCAUUUCAAACAACUUCCUAAGAAGCUCGUGGUGUAACAUGGAGUUUCGUGAAGCUCACAUGAGGUUUCUGAAAGACAGGAAUAUUAAUAUGGUGCUGAUUAUGUUAGAGGAAUUAGACAGCAAUCUUAUUGGCAAGGAAUUAAAAUUCUACAUGGAAACGCAUGUGUACAUCAAGUAUAGGGACAAUCAGUUUUGGGCAAAGCUUUUACAUAGCCUUCCUAUUAUGAUUGAACCGUCUGGUACCGGUAGAUAGAGUUAUUUCAAAUAAUAUCAGACAUUUGACACAAAAAAUAUACAAGGAAGUUACUUUAAGUAUGGGGAAUACUUGAAAUAAACUAUGUUAUAAAUUGGAGGCGUUUGCACAUAAAAACAGUAACAAGUUGUGUAUACUAUGUAAAUAUUCUAGAUAUAAUAUCCGUGUCUUCUAUAUUCGUUUUGGUUAGUUUGUUUUUGUUUUUUUUAUUUGUUUGUUCUGUUUAAUACGUUUUCUGAACAUACUUAUAAAUGACAUUCUGUAGUAAUUUAUAUUUAAACGAUCAGAUUAGCCUGAAUAAGCGCCGAAUCAAUUAAACCUAUCAUACGAAUAAAAUACAUGUAUUUAUUAAAUAUGGUCAAUGAAAUUAUUAGAAGCUAAUAAGAAGUAAUCAAUUUAAAAAAAAAACUGAAAAACCAAUUGUAUCUAUCUAACGGUAAAAUUUUAAAGCUAUAUCUUUUGUUUUGAUUUUUUAUAAAACUAAUCAACAGUAAGAUUAUGUUGUUUCAAUAAUCAUUAGUUCGAUUGACGAUAGAGUUGUAACAUAGAAUUUCUUUGUUAUUUAGGAUACAUGCAUAAUGAACAAGAAAUCUAGACUGCUAUUUAAGAAGGGUUUUAUCCAUUUAGCAAUAAUUACAUGAUUUAAGAAAAAUAAGUUAAUGCACUAUAAUACUGCUUUCAUACGAGCCGUUUGGAAGUAUUGUUUAACUUUAUUAAAAUUAAAACAAUAAGUUGUGCAGCAGAUAUAUAUAGCUUUAUACACUUGAAAAAGAUUUUUUUUUAUAUCGUCUGACUGUUCGUUAUAUUUGUUAAACUAAUCAGCGUAUGUGCGCGUGGUUUAGUUACAUCCUAUAAUGCUCUUAAUAGACUGUGUAAUAAAUUAAUAUAUAU